This is a messenger RNA of Tilletiopsis washingtonensis, 1614 nucleotides long. RefSeq lists its product as hypothetical. The coding region runs from base 36 to 1574 and encodes 512 amino acids. The transcript is spliced from 4 exons. NCBI's taxonomy places the organism in Eukaryota, Fungi, Basidiomycota, Exobasidiomycetes, Entylomatales. The record is from RefSeq and is a predicted model, not a curated record.
CCCACAUCUCCGCCGCACUUCGCUUGUCGCCUGCCAUGCUCGCGCAGCCUGUGCGGCCGGCACCCUCACCCGAGCCCCCGCCGCCGCCGCCGGGCAGCGCACAGCCGACGCCGCCGCGUGCCCGCCUGCUCUGGCGCGGCGAGCUGCAGCUCAGCGACGGCUCGGCGCUGCCCGGCGUGUGCUUCGUCAGCCGUCGCUCGCCCGUAUUUGCCGCCGCCGGCGUGUCGCCCGAGCAGGAGCUGUGCCUCGCGCUCGAGAUGCUGCGCCACCGCCCGCUCGUGCUGCGCGCCGCAGCGGCGGUGCUGGCGCCGCAGCAGCAGCGCGUCGGCUUCAGCGGCAGCGGCGACGUGCGCAUGUACGUCGACCCGCGCUGCCUCUCAACGGUGGCGUGGUUCGAGCGGCACUGGUGCCAGGAGCCGUCCGAGGCAGCCAACGACGGCUCUCGCAUCUUCGAGCUCAGUCUCGACACGCUGCAUGACGCGAGCGGUCCUCCUGGGCAGGCCGGCGCACCAGCGCCAGAGGCGGACGGCAGCCAACGUGAGGCCUCGCAGGCCGACGAUCCGUUCUCUGCGGCAUACAAGCCGAGCACGAGCAGCGCCACACGAACCGCUGCGCUGCCUGGUGGCCUGCAGCUGGCCAUCUGUGCCCGCCCGGGCGUGGACAGUGAUGCAGGCAAGGUGAAGAUGAUCGUCGGCCGCACCGUCGUGCGUAGGCCUGAGCGCUCCGAGCGGCCGUCCUCGAGACCUGGAGAUCCGGCACCGCGCACCUCUAUUCUGCCAGCCGUGCCGCAACCACGACGGGCAAGCACAGCCUCUGGCGCCGUACCGGCGGUAGGGUCUGCCGCGAAGGCAGCGCCACCCGCAUCCCGCGCGCUUUCGAAGACUGCGAUGCUGCGAAAGAGCGCGAGCACGCCAAACGUGAUGGGCCUUGCCUCAGUGAAGGAGGAGGAACGUCCGUUAGGGCUCGCCUCUCCGCCUCCGCCGUCUCGCGCAGAGACGUCUGCGUCUCCGAGCAAGCGAGGCGGCAAUCACACGCCCGGUCGACGCGGCGAGAAGCGCGCGAGACCAUCAUCCGCAGCUAGUGGCAGUGGCGGGAUGCUUCAAGCACGUAUCAAGCGCGAGCGAUCUGCAUCGAUCUUCUCGCCUGCCACCGACACGUUCGAUCUGCCGUCCGUCUCAGGCGCGAGCAGCGAUGUGCCAGACGGUGCCAAGGCUGUCAACGCCAUAGAGCAGAGAAACAAGGCGGCCGUCAAGAAGCUCGUGCAUCACCAACUCUUGGGCCGCGGCUACGAGAAGCGCGACGAGGCGUACCUGGCCUGCUACAACGUCACUUGCGCGGGCACAUGCACCGCUCUUAGGGACCACCUGCAUCUGCGGCCCAUCGACCGCGCGCACGCGGCCAGCCUCGUCACUGCGCAUCUGGCCAUGUAUCUGGCACCGCUCGCUGCGCCUCUCAUACCCACUCCGUCUAUGCCGCGGCCACCGGCGGCUCCUCUCGCAGCUCCAGCGGACACGAGCGACCUCUCCUUUCCGUCUGAGGCGUUCGAGGCAACAACCAGCCCGCCGAGCGACUAGCCCUCCGUCACCCUGCCAUCGCGCGCCGUGUUACUGCAUC